UCCUUGCACACUCCCUUCUUCCAAAAACCCCGAAGAAGAGAGGCCCAGAUCUACUCCCCCUACUGUCCAUACUCUCUCUACCCAUGGCUUUGACCGUCGAGAAAACCACGUCCGGCCGCGAGUACAAGGUCAAGGACAUGUCCCAGGCCGAUUUCGGCCGCCUCGAGCUCGAGCUGGCCGAGGUCGAAAUGCCUGGGCUCAUGGCUUGCCGGGCCGAAUUCGGGCCUUCCCAGCCCUUCAAGGGCGCCCGGAUCACCGGCAGUUUGCACAUGACCAUCCAAACCGCUGUCCUGAUCGAGACCCUCACCGCCCUCGGCGCCGAGGUCAGAUGGUGCUCCUGCAACAUCUUCUCCACCCAGGACCACGCCGCCGCCGCCAUCGCCCGCGACAGCGCCGCCGUCUUCGCCUGGAAGGGCGAGACCCUCCAGGAGUACUGGUGGUGCACGGAGAGGGCCCUCGACUGGGGCCCCGGCGGCGGCCCGGAUCUCAUCGUCGACGACGGCGGCGACGCCACUCUCCUCAUCCACGAGGGCGUCAAGGCCGAGGAGGAGUACGCCAAAAACGGCACCGUUCCGGAUCCGAGCUCCACCGACAAUGCCGAGUUCCAGAUCGUUCUCACCAUCAUCAGAGACGGCCUCAAGGCCGAUCCCAAGAAGUACACGAGGAUGAAGGAGAGACUCGUUGGCGUUUCCGAGGAGACCACUACUGGUGUCAAGAGACUUUAUCAGAUGCAGGAGAAUGGAACUCUUCUUUUCCCUGCCAUCAAUGUCAACGACUCUGUAACCAAGAGCAAGUUUGACAACUUGUAUGGAUGCCGCCACUCUCUACCAGACGGUUUGAUGAGAGCCACUGAUGUGAUGAUUGCCGGAAAGGUGGCAGUUGUGUGCGGUUACGGAGAUGUUGGCAAGGGCUGUGCUGCAGCUUUGAAGCAGGCUGGUGCCCGUGUGAUCGUGACUGAGAUUGAUCCGAUCUGUGCUCUCCAGGCGCUUAUGGAGGGUCUCCAGGUCCUUACCCUCGAGGAUGUUGUCUCUGAUGCUGAUAUCUUUGUGACCACCACCGGUAACAAGGACAUCAUCAUGGUUAGCCACAUGAAGAAGAUGAAGAACAACGCCAUCGUUUGCAACAUUGGCCACUUCGACAAUGAAAUCGACAUGCAAGGGCUCGAGACGUACCCUGGCGUGAAGAGGAUCACCAUCAAGCCUCAGACCGACAGAUUUGUGUUCCCCGAGACCAACACCGGCAUCAUUGUUUUGGCCGAGGGCCGUCUCAUGAACUUGGGUUGUGCCACUGGACACCCGAGCUUCGUGAUGUCCUGCUCCUUCACUAACCAAGUCAUUGCCCAGCUCGAGCUGUGGAAGGAGAAGAGCACCGGCAAGUACGAGAAGAAGGUUUACGUCUUGCCAAAGCACCUCGAUGAGAAGGUUGCUGCCCUUCAUCUCGGGAAGCUCGGUGCCAGGCUCACUAAACUUAGCCCCGAACAAGCUGCUUACAUUAGUGUUCCAGUUGAGGGUCCUUACAAGCCUCCUCAUUACAGGUACUAAGCGGAAGCCUCGAAGAUCAAGAAGAAGAGAAUGUUUUAAUGCAAUUGUUGCUUUCUUUAUACACAUUUUGAUUUGGGCUAGAAAUGGUAGUUUUUGGUUGAUGGAUUUUGGGAGGCUGGAAAAUUUGAAAGAAUGGUCUUUCUUGUAGAAGACCAUCUCUUAUAUGUUGAAUAAGGCUGUGUGGUUGGAGGUGGUGUGUUGUGGUAUUGUAGCCUGUUUCAGUUAGAUUGGUUUGCUUCUGUUAUGACUUUCUUUCAUUAAAAAAUGGAAACCAAAUUUGAUUUUCCA
Molecule: messenger RNA, 1829 nt
Organism: Ipomoea triloba (trilobed morning glory)
Lineage: Eukaryota; Viridiplantae; Streptophyta; Magnoliopsida; Solanales; Convolvulaceae
Product: adenosylhomocysteinase
Exons: 2
Coding region: 84-1541 (485 amino acids)
Biological process (GO): L-methionine cycle
Cellular component (GO): cytosol
Molecular function (GO): adenosylhomocysteinase activity
Source: RefSeq, a predicted model, not a curated record